Molecule: messenger RNA, 3524 nt
Organism: Lineus longissimus
Lineage: Eukaryota; Metazoa; Nemertea; Pilidiophora; Heteronemertea; Lineidae
Product: pre-mRNA-splicing factor 38B-like
Exons: 7
Coding region: 114-1250 (378 amino acids)
Cellular component (GO): precatalytic spliceosome
Source: RefSeq, a predicted model, not a curated record
UCACGUGACUUGAACGCACUUUGCAAAAUUCUCUCGAUAAAUCGUUUAUUUUAGACUCUAAACAUAAUUUCUUGGUGAGAUUUGUUGGUGAGUUAGUAAAAGAAGCUGCCAAUAUGGCGCCCAACAACUCUCUUCCAAUCCAUGGCAAUGAAAAGACGAUGAACCUGAACAACCUCAUCCUGACCAACAUACUCUCUUCGCCAUACUUCAAGAAUAAUCUAUACGAGUUGAAGACCUACCAUGAAGUCAUUGAUGAAAUUUACUACAAGGUGAACCAUCUUGAGCCUUGGGAAAAGGGAAGCAGAAAAACAGCUGGACAAACAGGCAUGUGUGGUGGGGUUCGUGGUGUCGGAGCCGGUGGUAUCGUAUCAAGUGCCUUCUGUCUGCUAUACAAGUUGUUCACCCUCAGAUUGACCAGGAAGCAAGUGAAUGGGCUUAUCAACCACAAGGACUCGGCUUAUAUAAGGGGUCUUGGGUUUCUGUAUAUUAGAUACACACAGCCUCCGGCUGAUUUAUGGGAGUGGUACGCUCCUUAUUUAGACGAUGAAGAGGAGGUUGAUGUGAAAGCUGGCGGAGGCUGUGUGUUGCCGAUCGGGGAAAUCGCUCGACAAUUCAUGGUGAAAUUGGAAUGGUGGUCAACGUUGUUUCCGCGGAUACCGGUCCCGAUACAGAAGUCGAUCGAGAACCACAUGAGGCAACGAAACCAGGAAAAGUUUGCAGCGCACGAACAGGAAUUAGCAGCACAGGGUGCGGAGGCAGAGGGUGGAGCUGGAGAGGAGCAUGUACAGGAAGAGGCGGGUUAUAAUCAAAAAAGACCAAAUUCAGCAGAUCGACCUGACUUUAAUCGAGAACCAGAACGAAAUAAUGACAGGAACCGGAAUGAAGAUCGACAUUCAAACUCACGGAGUCGUGAUGGUCACAAGGAACGCAAGAGAUCACGAUCACGUGAACCGUAUCCAUGGCAGAAAUCAACUGAUCGGCGGAGAUCGCGGUCACGUGACAGGUCACAUCGGCGCCGCGAGCGCUCACGAUCUCGUGACCGCCAUAGUAGACCUGAUCGCUAUGAUAAGUACGAUUCAAGAUCCCGUGACCGACAUCAUCGUCCAGAAAAGAGCACACAUUCCCGACGGCGGUCAAGGAGCCCGCGUGAUCGGGGGCGCUCCGAUAAGGGUGGCAAUAGGGAGGAUUCAUUUGAGAGAGACUUGCGUCGUGAACGUGAACGGCAGAAGCGUUCCACGAGUGACUAUUGAGCGUUUGGGGUGAUAUUUUCACAAGUGUAUUAAAAGUUGUCCAGCUGGGGCAAAAGUUUUAUUGAGGAAAACAGUUCUUUUCAUCGGGAAUUUUGUAGUGAUGUGGUACAUGUAGCCAAUUUGUGCGAAGUUGAAUUUGUAGGAGGCUUCAAGGCUAGGCUAGGCUAGGCUAGGCUAGGCUAGGCUAGGCUUGGCUAGGUUGUCCUGCCUAUUGAUAGAGAUUCUUACUACUUGAAAUCGAGACUGUUCAGGUUGAUAUUAGUUUCACGGGUGUUCUGGAAACUGCAAACCUCUUUAUUUUUAGCAAGCCUAAUAUUUUUGCGAGUUGAUUAUACACUGGGCUAAUGGUUGAUCUUUGAAAGUCCAUCUAUUCACCAAAAUCAGUAAGGGUAAAAGUAUGAGAGUUAAAUUUUCAUUCAAAUUUAAGGUUGCCAAAAAUACGAGGUUUACAGUUAACUAGAAACCAAGAUGUUUUGUAUAUUGGGAGGGAAUCAAUGGGUUAUACAUUUAAGUUGGCCCCUAAAUUUUCCACAUGCGGGGGGGAUGAUUUAUUGUCUGAGAAAGACGCGGUGAUUUGUUCCUCUGUACUAUGUAGCAUAUUGUAAACGAUCCUAAAAUGGUUUCAUUGAUACUGUCUGUUGGGUCCAUAUUGCAUUUAGAGGUUGACCUUACAUGUGUCUGUUGAGCCAUGCCCUCCUUGUUUAUGACAAAUAGGAAAACAGUGUAACUUCGCAUACCCUGCGUGUAAAUCUUUUUGUAUAGAAUUCUGAAGUUAUUUUGCAAUUUCUUUCAUUGACUGUACGAACGAAAUAUAUGGGCUGUUGUAAUAUCACAGCAAGAAGAUAUUGACCUUGCUGUAAUUGUGUUUGUGUCCUAGAAUAUGUAUGUAUCUAUGGUGAGAAAUGAUGCACUAGGAAAUUUGAGAGUUGCUAGGAUACUGUAAACCUGAAACUGUUUGUGCACAUUUUUAGUUUUGCAUUCAUUAGGCCGGCUUUUGUCCAAAUUAGCAAAACAAAUAAUUAAAUUCACAAGGAAAACUCGCCCCUAACAUCUGGUUGUGACGAAGUUUCAGGCUUUACCUAGAUAGUCUUUGUGACUGGUUCUGAUAGAUUCCCUAAGUUCCUACAUGUAUCCGUUUUGUGACGUCCUAGUACAACAUCUCUUGUCUUCUGUUCAUUGAAACCAAUGAAAAAUGUCCAAGGGCACAAAAAUACUGUUGUGUAACAAAAUCUUUCGGUGUAUCCACACAUUUACUUUUAUAUCAGAAAGAUCAAAAUACAUUGUAAUGUUGUUACAGGCAGCACGACUGGGAACAUGUUUUGAUGCUGGUGUAACGGUUUUGGUCUCCAUAAUUCAGUGUCUCAUGCAAUGGGCAGCUAUAGAGAUCAUAACUUUUCAGCGUGGGGGGAAAAAGGCUAUAUUCCAAAAAGGGGAAGCUCUCAGAAAUGGAAACACUCGAAAACGUUUCACUGGUAGUCUCAAAAUACACUGUCUUAACACAAGCUCUCAUUAUUGAAGUCGUGAGUCCACUCCUUUUGGAUUUGGUCUGUUGAUCACGAGUGCUUGAAGAUACAAGAAUCGUAGCGAUUGAUCCGACAUGGAUUUAUUGAUUCACACAACAUCAGCUCCGAUUGAUUUUAUAAUUCUGGUGUUAUCAAGCACCCGUUGUCACAGGCUCUAGUGGCAGUCUGUACUGGUGGAGAUAUUCCGUUCUGCUUCGAGAAUGUGGGUUGGACUAAGUGAAGAUCUGUAUUAGUUCCAUGUCGGGCACCUACAGUCGCUGUCCCUGCCAAAACUCAAGCUGUGUCGGGGAGUGGCCCAUACUUUCUGCAACUUCGCUGAGAUAUUUCAGCUGGUAUUGGUAUUAGUCAGGUGAUUUAAAAGUGGACCAUAUGUAUUCGCCAGGUGAUUUAAAGGGGGAUUAUAUGUAUCAGCUGGUGGUCAAAUCGAAGGUCUUCAUGAGGCUGAUGUUCAGUUGGGGGAACAGGGUCGUCCUUGAUUCAGCAUAAGAUAAAUUCCUCAUAAAGGAGUAAUUAGUUUUAUUGUUCUGUCCAAUGGGAGAGACUCCUAUUUGGGACUAAGUGUAACUUAAUCUGAUCAACCUGGCUUCUGCCUAUAGCCUCCUUUGAUUGGGAGUCCAAAUCAGUAUUUGCUGAUUGUCUUAGAAAUGUGAGGCUGGGACUGGGUUGAAUUUUUUUAAGUGAUUCCAUGUAAAAUUUGUUCUGUAUAUUGUUUUCUGUAUCAUAAAAUAAAUUGAUCAUCUUUUUUAUACAA